Messenger RNA from Anopheles aquasalis, 4268 nucleotides. RefSeq lists its product as uncharacterized. NCBI's taxonomy places the organism in Eukaryota, Metazoa, Arthropoda, Insecta, Diptera, Culicidae. Gene Ontology annotation, biological process: tRNA methylation. The record is from RefSeq and is a predicted model, not a curated record. Gene Ontology annotation, molecular function: RNA binding; tRNA (guanine) methyltransferase activity.
CAGCGUUAUCGUUCCGGAUCGGUUCCGUGAUAAAGAUGGUUUUCAAGAGUAAAUUUGUGCAGGAACUGUGUUCAAUGAACACGGAAAUCUACGUGGAACUGUUCCUGGUAGUGCUCAACGAAAAUGUAUUCUUUAAGAACGUUCGCAACCUGCACAAACCCGCACUAGAAGCUUACGUGUACGUGCUCCUGAUGAAACAGCGUGGAACUUUGCCGGCCAGCGUUUGCGAGAUAACCAACAAAUUUCAACUGCAGCAUCUAUUUUCCCUCAUCGAUGAUAAUCAUUUGCGCCUUCGGGAAGAGAUUGAAACGCUCCGAUGGGUCUUGAGUGCCUUAACAUUACUAGUUUUAGGAGAAACCGAUACGAAGGAAACGUACCGGAGAGUGGAAUCGUUUGUGAAACAAUACGAGCAGGAUCGUCACGAAUUGCCACUGUACAAUGAUGUGCUGCGAACGCUGCUGCUGCUGGCCAAGGAAAGGUCCACGCUCGAGCCAAUCUUUCUACAGAUCGACGAGAAGAAGAUGAUCAUGCGAUUAACGUCGGAAUCGAACACUAUUCGGACGAAGGUCCUCGCCUGCCUUCAAACAUUGAUGCAGUUCAAACCGGCAUUGUUCAAGGAAUGGCUGUUGAUCUUGCAAGACGAUAAUCAGCGGUUGCAGCUCGAGCAGCGAGUGUUCCUCACAUUCCAGCUGUUGGAAACUUUGCUGCGCCUCGACGAUCACACAGACGAGAUAAUACAAACACUUGAGUGCGAUCAAGUUUGGUUGAUCGUCAUGGAUGGGUUGAAGUCGAAAGAUGCUAUUUGCCGUAAGGAAGCUUUAGCAACCAUCCGAUACGCCAUUAGCUAUGUGCAGCAAUGUAAAACAGCUAUACACGGUCAGUACUUCAAUUGUCCGCUAGAUAAGACGGUGGGUUUGAAUGCCUAUCAAUCGUUGGUUACUAUGAUCGAAGCAUUAAACGAAACACAAACCCAUUUGAUACUGCCGGCUCUGGAUUUGUUCAACAAACUUGCACCGCUGCACCGUAGGUGGGGUAAUCUUCUGCUGCAGAUGGAACUAUUACACGAAAAUCCACACGUUGUUCAACAUGGAUUACUGCAUUUCUUGAAGCACCGUCCAUUUGACGCCGAAGAAGCGGACUUGGAAAAUCUAUUUUUGCAAACAUUCAACCAAGCUACACCAUAUGCCACCGUCAGUGAAACUAUAGAAGAUAUGGUGAAAUACUACAGCAAAUCCGAGUCGCUAAUUUUCCUGCUUAAUGCCGCACAGGAUAUCGAAUGGAAUUCGGUGCCGUACUAUUGCAUUGCAAAUGUGAUGCACCAACAAAUCGAUCUGCUAACAAAAUUCGAAAAUACGACACUGAAAAUAUUCCGGAAAUGCAUUCAAAAGGCCCGUCAUGCGAAAAACAUUGGAUUACGAUCAGCCAUUGUACGAGUACUGCUGAUAACAAGCGUUAUCUAUGUGGAUAAAUAUUUCGCUGAAAUAGACUUGCACCAGGUUCUUGCGAUUUUAUCUGAAAUUGGGCCAUGUUCUACAUCAAUUGCCAAUACUCUGGACCAAAUUAAGUUUGAAACAGGAUUUUCUUGUUGUGAUGCCCUCGGUGUAAAUGCUCUGGUGAAUAUGCUCCCUAAAGCGACCGCAAAAGAGGCAUUUAUUAUAAACGAAAUAAUCGUGAAACAUGCAGAGAAAUUAAACGAAAAGCAGUGUAUGAAAUUAGCUAAGUAUUCGGUGCCGUUAUUUCUAAGAGUCGUUCAACACAUCCCAUCGGUAGACGGGAUUGUUUUAAUGGAAUUCGAAGAUGCAACCAAAUUAGCAUUAGGAAGCAUAAGAAAUGGAAAAGCAUUGAGCAAUGAAACGUUAUCCAUUAUUCGUGAAAUAAUGCCACUGUUGCAAUCGACUAGCACCGACUCGGCCAAUCCAUUGAAAAAAUGUGUAGAAGAUUGGCAUAAAGUGAUCGAUGAAUUGCGUCAAAAGACAGAUUUGGCUUCCUUUGAUUACAGCGAUCCAGCGGUUGCCGUCCAAUCCAUUCAGUUGGUGCAUGCUGUAGGUGCCCGGCGCCUUGCUCGAUCAUUCUUUGCCCAGGUAUCACUGCCUGAUUUGCAAAACACAUUCCAACGCCAUCUCCCUGCUGAAGCAUCUCAAGGGCCAACGAUAGAUGAGAUUUACGUAAUGAUUGCCGACAUCUAUCUAUGGCACGCUGACACAAAACAUGAAACUAUCGCAAAUUAUAUCAUGAAAUACGAAAUCAACGAUGAUUGGUCGAGACUUAUAAGCCUGCUAGAUGUGGGUAAUGUGAAAGUGCUGACUUUGGUGAUCAAAAUACUAGCAAUCAUCGGUCAUAAUGACAACCGGUUUGCGAUCGUUGAUCGAUGCUACAAGGAGAUUCUUAAUUAUCGUAAAGCGGAUCACUUUAUGCCACUGUUGAAGCUGUUUAUCGAGAUGCUUCUCAAACCGUACACUGGCCCCUCAGCAAGCAACCAGCAAGAAGAUGUCGAUUCUAUCCGGAUAGCGUACGAAGUUACGAACUAUAUUAACCAAUUCCUCGAACAAGCCAACACCAUUUACGGAUUGGCGAAUAUUCUUUUCCAGCAUAUGCUGCAAAUUCCUAUUCCAAUCAUUCUGAAUUGGGUUCCUUUUUCAAAGUUUCUACUACAAGGAAUGAUCUUUGGUGAUGCGCAGAAGCGUGAUCAAAGAGUUGAAUGUGAGGCCUUGGACUACCACUACCGCUGCUUCGAGACAUACGAUGAUGAUGUUCCAUACGUUACUCAGGCUGAUGCUCGUGUCCGUGUGCUAUGCGUGCAAUUUUUAUAUCGAUUGGCCGAAGCAAACCAUCCCGAUGCAACAUUGUUCCUGCUGAAGCUCGAGCACAUGCUCAUCGAACGGUUCACGCAGAUAACGAAGGCAAAGGAGCGCUACUACGCGGAUUCAAUCACUCACCGGCAAAAGCUACGUAUCGUUCAGGCACUGUGCGUGGUACUUAAGCUAACAGGAACCAAGCCGUACCCGCUGCUCGAUGUUAUGCUGUACGAAACGAAUCAACCCAACAUAAACUAUCUUAUCGAGCUGAUUGUCGCCGACAGUGCCAUUGAUACGCUUACCAUCGCAAACUCGCUCAAGAACGAACGGGUAAAGGUGUCUGGUGUACAAUCCGUGUUCGUCAUUCUUUGGUUGCGCUGUUGCCAAACGCAGUCGCUCGAUGAACAGUACAUUUAUUUGCUGCUACCGUGGACGAUGGCACAAAAUUUCUCCACUCGAUUGUACGCACAGAUAACGAUUACAAAGAUGAUUGCCACAUUCGCUGCGCAGGGAGCUGACAGUGUACCGUUGAAGAAGAUCUACGACGCAGUAAAUAGUUACCUGCGCCAGGGAAACGUCGAGCGAAACAUUGAGAAGUGCAUGAAGGAUUUCCGCUUCAACACGGUCUUCGAUUAUGCGAACCUGCUGACGCUCGAGAACAUUUUCCACAACAUACCCAAAGUGUCCGGAGUACCCUCGGAGGAUGUAGUGGAUACUUGGAUUCUAAAAGAGUGCUUUAAGGCACUCGGAAUGAGCGAAAUCAAUCUUGGUAGCGCUGUUAAGUUUGAAAAACUACCGGUGGAAAAGAAAGAAACGCUCUUCCUUGCUCAAUCGUUCGGUGGAGCAGAUUUCGUGCAACGAAAGAUAGUCCCGUUGAAAAGUCUUGAGCCUAGCCAGGAGCUACUUUUAGGAUUACCAGAGAGUUUGUCUCUUCGUAAGAUGGAUCAUGCAGAUGGGCUAAUCGUCAUUGCCAGUCUCGUAAAUCGAGCCCCGAAUCUAGGUGGUUUAGCUAGGACAAGCGAAAUUUUCGCUGUGAAGCAGUUGGUCAUUAACUCGCUGCAAGAUAUCGAUAAUAAGGAAUUUCAGGCGCUGAGUAUGACUGCCGAGAAGUGGCUGAGCAUUGGUGAGCUAAAGUCACACAAAAUAGUCGAAUACCUAGAGGAGAUGAAAGCCAAAGGCUAUGCCAUCGUUGGUGCCGAACAAACAACCGGUAGCAAACCGAUUCAGCAGCUAACCUUCCCAAAAAAGUCGAUCCUUGUGCUGGGCCACGAAAAGAAUGGACUUCCGGCAGAAAUCAUUCGACAUCUGGAUCUGAUCGGUGAAAUACCUCAGUUCGGGGUGGUUCGAUCGCUCAACGUGCACGUUACCGGCGCGAUCUUUAUGUGGGAAUACGCCAAGCAACACCAUGUUUCUACUAGUUCGUAAAUGAUGGUUUAAAUAUUGUUUUUGAAGAAAUGAAAUGAAAUAUUGAUC